AUGAUGCUCAAAACUCUGCGCAAGAAGGUAUCAGGUUGGUACUACCUCUUGAACGAGGCUACUGGUCGAAAGAAGCACCUAAAGGCUGGCUUUGAGGCCGUCUCCUCCAUCGGCCUGAUUGGCACCAACUCUUCACCAACCAUCGCCUCGGGUCUUGAGCUUGUCGGCAAGAUUGGAAUCUCUUCUGAGUCGGCCGUCUCGUCCACCGCUGUCGGUAUCGAUACGACCAAUCCAUCUGGCAGACCAGCGCAUUUCGGCCUUGUAAGCUGUGGCGGAGUCGAGCGCACGACAAUGAGUCCCGACUGUGGAGGAGUUGCUGCCUAUCCCGCCGUGCUUCUUCAAGCGGCUCCGCACACGGCAGCCACCUCAGCCUGCACUACUUCGUUGUUGGCCCAUUCUGAGGCCUAUCGAACAGACGAAAACAUGUACCGACAUGAUCAUCAAGGUCAGCACCACCAGACUCGCUGUCAUCAGCAACAGCAACAGCAGUACAAUCCCGCGGUCCUGGAGAGACCAGUAUACCUGCCGCCUCCUGCACCGCCGGCCCCUCAGCCCGGUGGAAGUACAUUAUCCGUGGCCUCAACGACCACGGGCAAGCAGGCCAACGGAUGGCCUGGUACUUACUGGCAUCCUGGCCGAGGGCCAGCUGUGAUGGUGGGAUCAGGUGAACUCCUUCGAGCAGCCAGGCUGCCCAUGGUACAGACUCCCGCUACGCCCUCUCACCCUUUGCCUGUUUGCGGCCCCAUUCAUGCAUCCUCAACUCCAUAUACAGGUUCGAUUUCACGCCAGAUGCUAUUAUCACAGCCCUAUCCUUCAUACAGUCUUCACUCCAUCUCUGCACCCCUGCCGCCGGCUCCGCAUACCAUUCAUUCCUCCUCGUCCCUUCCGCCCACUCCCAUGCCGACCGGUCAAUUGCAGAUGCAGAUACAGUUUCCGACCUCCGGGCAGUCGGUGAAAAAGCAUUUCCCACAUCACUUGGCAGUCUAUCCGUAUCCAGGGCCGCAGCAGCAACACUUCCGUUCGAUUCCAGAGACAAAUCAGCUUUUAAGCAAUAUGCAAGUCUUUCAGGUGAGUCCAGCUCGUUUGUUAAAUGUCGCUUUUUGUUGCACCAUGAAGGGGGAGAGCUCAAAUGCUUUUUGA
Messenger RNA from Protopolystoma xenopodis, 1140 nucleotides. Lineage: Eukaryota; Metazoa; Platyhelminthes; Monogenea; Polystomatidea; Polystomatidae. The record is from the annotation of a GenBank genome assembly.